AUGCAAAUAUUGCUCCAGCACACACCGAUGGCUGUACUUAAGGACCUCAGCAUGAACAGCAUGGGCAUCCGCGACGCGUCCUCUCAUACAGAAGUUAAAGAGAAGAAAUCUUCGAACUCCUCACUGAUGCUCAUGAAUCCGGUAGCCAGCGGGGAUAACAUGGCGGUGGACCUGGCGCAGAAGAAGGAAGAAUUACCACCACUCAUACCCUGCUGUGAGGGGAGAGAACUUCAAAUAAAUGAGGAAAUAGUUCGCAGUGGUCUCUCGGCAAUAUCUGUGAAACACGACAGCGUGAUACAUUGCAUGAGCAUGUCCUGUGCUUGCGAGAGAAUGCAGGUUCCACCUGGAUUAGUUAAGCACCGUAAUUCGUUCAGAAGCUUGCAUCGACCGGAUCUGAAGCGAGUACCAUACCUUCGCCGGAUGACACCAGAUGAACUGGAGACACUAUUCCGCGGUUAUGCUGAGUUCCAUUUGAAGUCUAACUCGAAGAACGAUACUAAGGAUUGCGCAAGAAUAUUGCCUUCGGGUAACACGAAAGACAUGCGAGAUAAAGAACGACAAGACGAUGCCAUCCUACGUCCUAUACUGGAAACAUCAGGAACAGAAGAUGUGCCAGCUGGCAUGAGACUGCAUGGAGCAAGGGCCAGGCUUUACACCUCCGUUUUAGCUGGUGGAAAGGCUGGAGAUCAGCUAGACACUGCAUCUGCAAACGAAGACUACGAUCAAGCAAUACCCGAUGACACCCUCCAAGAAGACGAAAUCCAACUUAACGAGGAACUUCAAAUAAUCUUGCCGCCCCGGUGCGAUGACGUCACCGCGGAAUCUUCUAUUACGGCUCGAGUGAAUUGA
Molecule: messenger RNA, 849 nt
Organism: Leptosia nina
Lineage: Eukaryota; Metazoa; Arthropoda; Insecta; Lepidoptera; Pieridae
Source: the annotation of a GenBank genome assembly